This is a messenger RNA of Mercenaria mercenaria, 7224 nucleotides long. RefSeq lists its product as uncharacterized. The transcript has 2 exons. NCBI's taxonomy places the organism in Eukaryota, Metazoa, Mollusca, Bivalvia, Venerida, Veneridae. Gene Ontology annotation, biological process: signal transduction. Gene Ontology annotation, molecular function: protein binding. The record is from RefSeq and is a predicted model, not a curated record. Bases 62 to 1084 code for a protein of 340 amino acids.
AGCAAGACUUGAAAAUGACCUGAUAGACUUUCAGUGGAGGAGGAAUGACGACCAACAUUUCAUGGCAAAUAGAAAUGUAUUACUUUCCCUGCUGAAGAAACACCACAUCAUAUCAGAGGUUAUGACUUUCGAUGAGCAAUGUCAGGAGGCUGAAGGGCUUGGUUGGUACUUAGUUCCUAGCUUAUUGAAGAACAGAAUAACAAAUACGAAGAUCGAUGAUUUUUUCCAGGGAAAGAGACAAACUAUUAUAAGGAUUGCGCUGCUGUUCGAGAAUUCAGCUAUACUACCGACGAUCUGUCAUCGACUGUUUGCUGCAGCUCUUGGCAAAUGGUGUGCUGCUUCCUACCACAACCAAAUAUUAUUGUUUGAGGACUUUUCUGUCUUCAGACUUGACAUGUAUCAAGUAGGAAUAAUCAGAAUGAAUUUGAGAGACAGAGUUAUAGAACUUCAAGUUUUAGGUCUUGGAUGCUCCGCAUAUUUGGGUGACAGUUUCCGACGAUUUAUGGAAGCAAUUGUAAAUCAUGAGUUUAGGAAAUUUAACACAAGCAGUCAACACCAGCCGUACAAACUGAGCUACAGAUGCAAUCACAAAAGCCAUGGAAUCGAUGGCAGUGAACUCGUUGAACUGUCACACAUGAGAGGGAAACACAACGUUCCCUGUCCGAAUCUGGAGAAUCAUACUAUAUCUAUAGCAGAGGCAAAGUCAGAAUGGUUCCUGGAAGACAAAAUAAGAAUGAAUGACAUUCCAAAAACAAUACCAUCUGUGAAACAGCUCAGUAAAUUUUCCAGAUCGAUUGGGGAAAAUUGGGAGAUACUUGGAGCUGAAUUGGGAUUAAGCAAGGUAGAAAUAGACCUUUUGAAUGAGGACAAUCGAACGGCUGUCAUGAAAAGAUUUGGAAUGCUUAUGGAAUGGCAAAAACACCAAGCAGAUAGAGCAACUAUGGACGUUUUGGUUGAAGCAGUAAAGAAAACCCCACAAGUUCGAAUCGACUGGGACAUUAUUCGAAACAUUAUUGAUGAAAUAAAAGAGCAAAAACAAGGAUACGCCGCACAGACAACUGAACGCAGCGAAUGCCUGAAAUAAAAUCAGAACUGCGACAAGAAAAGUGUAUUGAAACGUUCACUUGAUAACUCUGAGACACAUUUCAAAGACGACGACGGUUGUGAUAGUUUUAUACUUCGUCCAAAGUCUGACAAGGCUGUCAUGAAAGAAAUUAUAUAUUACAUUCUACAUUCUAUAAACUACUUUGUAACUUUAAGAUAAUCGUUCAUACAUAACGGCUAUAAACAGGUGAAGUUUUUUAAGCAGUAUCGAUGCUCAACUAGAUAGAUUCUAUUUGGGAAACUAACAUUCUACGAUAGAAUAUAUUAUUAUUGUCUCAGCCAAUGUGAAUGUGAAAUAAAGUGUUGUGAAAUAUAUGCAUGUAAAUAUUUGCAUUCACAUUAAAAGAUCACCUUGUGAAAAAAAGUUUAAUCUAGUUUAAAAGGAUACACAGGUAAAUGUGUAAAAUGAAAAUUAAAUUUAUAUCAUUGUGGAAACGACAUUUCUCACAUUUUACUGACAUGCUUAGUUAAAAUAGAUGUAUGUUAUAUUUUGAUGAUAUGGGUGCAAAAUUGCCAUGCUUUUGAUAACCUUACAUGGUAAGGUUUAUGUCUAAAAUGCUUAAAGAUGCAACAUUCCGUUUUACAUUUUUGAUCUUUCUAAUUUUUACCAUGGACAAAGUAAGGUAAUUAGAUUUUAAUUGUCAAAUUCCUGAUUGGACGAUUUGUCAUAUGUUUUUGCGUCUUCACAUAUAGUAUAUAGUCAUAUGGUGACUGCUACAGCUUGCAUUAUUUAUGUAAAUAAGUAAACUAGCAUAAAUCUAUUCCUUGCAAGAAAAUAUUUAAGACAGUACAAUAUUCAUGUGUGCAUUAAAUUAUCAAAAAUGUUGAAUGCGCAGACUCUAAAUAAAGUUCGUAGUAUGUUUUGCUUUGUUAGGCCAAUGCUGGUGAUAAGUAUCGCUCAAACUAUAUUUUCACAGAGCGAAAACAAGAUACACUAUUUUCUAGGGUGACAUAGCUUCGAGUGAAAAUGAGGUGUUCAAAAAUAGAAUUUGUUAAUUAUGUGGAAACCUGUUUUAGUGACAUUAUAUAAUUAAUCUAAACAAAAUAAUUUUUAUUGUUUGUGCAGAAACUACAAAUUUUUACAUUUUAAUUCAGUAAUGCUAGACAAAAGAAAGAAAUUCUAAAAGUCUUAGAAAAUAUUAAUUGUUUUUGUCUUUGCAACAAAAAUUAAGAACGCCCAUGCGCCAUGAGAAGACAAUAGUAUAAAGUGAACAGUCCUUGACGGAACAAAAAAAAACACAUAGAUUUUUUUUCAAAUAUUGUUCUCAAACAGUCCCAAUAUUAAAAUAUACGUUGUCAAAUAAGUGAUUUACAUUUGUCAUAUAUAUAUAAAUGACAUAAAACAAUGAACACGACAGGCGCGACAACGUCAACAUGCUUUUAUAUGUCACGUUUCUACACUGUUUUGAUGACUUGCUUAUUAAAAGCAUGUCUUGAAAUGGUUAAGAUAACUUCUUCAAACUUACAGAAGAAGAAGAAAUCGCUUCGUGAAUACUUUAUAUCUUAAUAAUGUAUUUUCGUAUGGAUGACGCAUGUUUUUCCGUUAUUUCUUUUAUCACAUUGACGUUAUUUAUUUUUGAAUUAUUGGCUAUGGGCUUUAUAAGGUUUAAGCUUUGCCUCGGAACGCGCACAUGUAACAAGUUAUGUUAACAACGUGCGGGCGCAUGAACGUCUCUGUUCACACACAUUUACUCCCCAUUUGAAAGACCCCCAAGAAAACGGCAAAAGUGGUAGUUUUAUGCUAGAAUUGUCAUUAAAACGGGUUUUCAAAUGGAAUGCUUCACAUAUAUAACACUGCUUGCGAAACACUUUUUAGUUAAAGUCUUUUCAAUGAUUUAAACCAGCUUCGUUCUAUUGGCGUCCUCAGUAAAUGCCAAACAUUAUAUAAUAUUUACCAUUCUGAAAUAACAAAAUUUAUUAUAUACCUUUAUAAAUUCUGUCAAAACUUCACACAUUUCUAUUUUAACAUCGGCAAACAUUGAAGAUUUUGUUCAAUAAAAAAGCAACAAACAAAAUGAUGGAGGUAUAUUAAUACAAGAGGGCCAUGAUGGCCCUAUAUCGCUCACCUGAGUUAAGUUGCUUGGUUGCUUGCUUGAACACAUUUCUAUGCUAAAGCUUCAAAAACAAGAAAGUAGGUCAGUAGGUCAUAUUCAUGGUCACUAAAAGUCAGUUUUAAGAUCGAUGUGCAAAACUGUACAUGUCAUCCAAAUUUCAUUGCUGUAUCUUAAAAAACAAGAAAGUAGGUCAGUAGGUCACAUUUAUGGUCAUGGAAAGUCAGUUUUAAAAAAUCGAUGUGCAAAACUGUACAAGUCAUCCAAAUUUUAAGGCUGUAUCUUAAAAAAGCAAGAAAGUAGGACAGUAGGUCAAGGUCACAGUCGGGUGACCCCUUAUCACUUGGGGUCAUCAGGUAAAUAUAAUUAAACAGUCUAGGAAAUAUGAUCUUAUAAUAUUUGAAGUAUUGUUUCCUAUAUAACUGAUAUAUCAAAUGACCCCUUGGGCUGGGCCUCUUUUCACCCUAGGGGCAUAAUUCGAACAAUCUUGUUAGAGAUCAACUAGGCAAUGAUACAAACAAAAUAUCAAAUGCAAAGGCCUUGAAAUUUCAGACAAGAAGAUUUUUAAAUUUUUUUCCCAAUCGGUGCAUAUAAGUCCAUGUAAAACUUGGGACCCCAGGGCAGGGCCUUUUUUCACCCCAGGGGAAUAAUUUGAACAAUCUUCGUAGAGGACCACAAGGCAAUGCUACAAACCAAAACUAAUAUCAAAAGCCUAGGUCUUGUGGUUUUAGACAAGAAAAUUUUAAAAGAAUUUUUCCUAUACAAAUCUAUAUAAACCACGUGACCCCCUGGGCGGGGCCAUAUUUCAUCCUAGUGGGGGUGGGGGGGGGGGAGAUCAUUUGAACAAUCUAGGUAGAGGCCCACUAUAUGAUGCUACAUACUAAAUAUCAAAACCCUAGGCUUUGGACAAGAAGAAUUUCAAAGUGUUUCCCUAUAUAAGUCUAUAGAAACAAUGUGACCCCCCUGGGACAGGGCUGUAUUAUAUCUUAGGGGGAUAAUUUGAACAAUCUUUGUAGAGGCCCACUAGAUGAUGCUACAUACUAAAUAUCAAAGCCCUACCCCUUAUGGCUUUGGACAAGAAGAUUUUCAAAAUAUUUCCCUAUAUAAGUCUAUAUAAACCAUGUGACCCCCUGGGUGGGGCCAUAUUUGAACCGGGAGAAUAAUUUGAACAGUCUUGUUAAAGACGUACUAGAUGAUUCUACAAACCAAUUAUCAAAGCCAUAGACCUUGUGGUUUUGGACAAGAAGAUUUAAAAAAAAUCGAUUCGGUUGCCAUUGCAACCAGAGUUCUGUACGGAAUUCUAUUCUUUGAAAAUUUUUAAAGAAGACCAUCCAAGGAUUAUCCCUGUGAGGUUUCAUCAAAAUUGCCGUGGUGGUUUAAGAGGAGAUGUUUAAAGAAAAGUGUGGACGGAUGGACGGAUGGACGCCGGACGGUGAGCGAUCACAAUAGCUCACUCUGAGCCUUUGACUCAGGUGAGCUAAAAAGGGUCAUUAUAAUAGUAUAGUAGCUAGAUCUUGGAUUUUGUAUUCGGUUCUCGUGGAUUUUGCAAGGACGGAUCACUCUUGGCGCUUGCGUGAGAUCGAAUCUGGCAAAAUCCACUCUAGACGAAAGCAGCAUCCCAGAUCGAGCUACUUUUACAAUGACCAUAUUGUAUUUUACCAUUAUGUUUCAUCACUUCAGCAGAUUAAGACUAUCCUUUUCAUAUUGUCCUUAGUUAUUUCUGUACAGAAUACUGAAAAAUUAUAUAGAAAAUGUUACAAUAUUUAUUAUAUUUUUGUUUUACUUGUAAGGAAUGCAUGUUCUUGUAAACAAAAAUAGUCAUGAUACUUGAUUUGUAAUAUUGUAUUUCUAAAUGUUUUGUUAAACAUUAAGUGAAAAUAACAGAGAUUUUGUGAGUUUUAUUCUUCACGUGUACGCGUGUGAAACAAAAUAUGUCUGAUGAAAGCUACCCGAUACAUUUAAUUCAUCAGCUCGCUACACAUCUAAAACUUCAAACUAAAGGUUUUACAGUUUGAACAUGUAUGAACUAAAUUUUGUGAUACUACAAACAACAAAUGCUUUUUGAAAUAAUGAAAUCCCACGCGUACGCAUAUCUGUGUUAAAUCGCAACAUCUCUUUUGUCUUUAGGAAAACCCGAUUUAUGUUCUGUUAUGUAUGCCACUUACGUCAAUAAAAGUUCAAUUUAUGGUUAGUAUGCAUGUUUGAGAUAUCAAAAGUAAUUGUGAAACGUCAUCCGUAUAAUAUAAAAUAAAGCCUGGAUCUGACAUACAAAAACAUAAAACAUACAAUGAGUCAUUUAUAACACUUAUGUUAAUUGAUAAAAUCGGGGACGUUAUUAUUUUUGUAAAGAUUAAAUAAUAGUGAUAAAAUUUUUGACGCGUAAAAAUCUAUCAUGUCAUAAAAUGUUCUUGAAAGUGUUCAAGGUAUAGCACACAUUUUAUUUGACCAUAUGAUAGAAAAUGAUUUUGUAAAUUGACAAGUUUAUUGAAAAGUUAAUUGUACUUAAUUGUACAUUUUGUAACCUUUUUUUCCAAAAUGUCAUAUGUUAUUUGCUUAAUAUACUCAGUCUAAUAUUUUUUAAUAUAUAUUAUGAAAACUGUUAAUUCGAUGCCUAAGAAAUGUUUUGAUAAAGAGAACUGAGUAAGAUGCUUUAUUCUAUAUCUAUUCUAUCUAUCCAAUUGUGAACGUUCAUUUGCAACAUGUGACCGUACAAGAUAUUACCUUAUUGGACGCUCGUGCAUACAAAAAAACAUGUAUUUUUUUAUUCCGCAUUUGGACAGUUCAAAAAGUCCCAUGUUAAACAUACGAUAAAGCCCGAAUCGCGUGAAAAUGUUCCGAAUGUAAAUAAGGUGAAGAAGGCGCUCUAUGUAGGCAGAAAAAAUUCAGUGAAUCAUUUUAAUUCAAACUAAAAUUGAAUAGAUAUAAAAUAAAAAGGUUUUUUAACAUUGAACUGUACAGUACGAGAUAUAUUUGGACUCGUACCCAGCUGUGAAAAUCACAGCGGCUCGUCCAAUAUGGUUUUUUUCUGCUGUGUAAUCGUCCAAAUAUAUCUCCGUAUUGUACAGAACAAUGUUAAAUAACCUAAAAAGUACUUAAGCAUACUGAUUAUGUAUAUGAUAUUUAGGACAAAUAUAAUAUGUAUAAACCCUCAUUUUGAAAUUGAAGGCUCGUGUAUCUAGCCAGCUAGCAAAAGUUGACAGUUUGGUUUAAGAUUGUAUAUCCUAUCAUGGUAACCUGAUUUUAAUGACCAAGGCAAAAUAAUUUUUUGACUUUUAGUAAAAUAGAGAUUCAAAUAUUGCAAAGUCAAUUCCCAUAAUUAUGUUCUUUUUAUUAUAGUUUUGAUUAAAUAUUAUCAGAUAAUAAGAUGCAUCUCCGAAGAGUAUAAGAAUGUUUAGCUUAUUUCAUAUUAAAAAAAACAAAAACAUUUAAAUUAUUUUAGACAUUGUAAUUCAUAUGUACAUGUACAUGUAAAUAUAUUUUUAAGUAAGAUUCUGAUUACUGCCAAAAUGAUACCUCUUUUUAAACUUUGAUGUUUUGCAUUAUGCAUAGAGUAUGUGCAAAAUUAAUUUUAAAUCAGUAUGUUCCUUUUCAGUUGCACAUUGCAAAAUGUAAUGCCACAAAACGUAUAUUGUAUGUUUUCAAGAUUUUUUUUUACUCGGUGUCGCAUUUUAACUUAUAUAUGCUAUCUAUUUAACAAAUAAAUACAGCAUGAAUAACUCUUCGUGAAACAAGUAUUUUUGAUAAUAACGAGUUCUUUAAGUGUUGCGUUACAAAAAGAAGUUGCAAAGUAUUAAAAUGCAUUCAUAUUUAGAUACAGCUUAUACCAAUAAAAUCGUUAGCAAAACAAAGAAGAUGAGAAACGAUCUUCUGUUUAUUGUUGAUAUAAUGAUACCCGCGAAAUCGGACAUUGUGUCGUCAUUGUUUCAGCUAAUACUUGUGUUUUGAUCUUUAAUAAAGACUCUUAACUAAUGACCAAUGUCUAUUAUCAUGUACAUAGACAUAUUUUGUUUUUAUUUCCACGUGUAUUUUACUGUUUUGAAUAAAAACUAAACAGAUUUCAGUUGUUAAA